AUGGAGUGCCUGUUCCCCACCCCGCCCGGGGAGGUCGACGGCAGUGACCUGCAGGACGGCUUCAUGAGCCCCAACCACAGCCUGCUGUCCCCUGACCUGCUCCUCAAUGUCAGCCACGGGGCCUUCCUGCCCCUCGGGCUCAAGGUCACCAUCGUGGGGCUCUACUUGGCUGUGUGUGUCGGGGGGCUGCUGGGGAACUGCCUCGUCAUGUAUGUCAUCCUCAGACACACCAAGAUGAAGACAGCUACCAACAUUUACAUCUUCAACCUGGCCCUGGCAGACACCUUGGUGUUGCUGACACUGCCCUUCCAGGGCACAGACGUGCUGCUGGGCUUCUGGCCAUUCGGGAACGCCCUGUGCAAGAUGGUCAUUGCCAUCGACUAUUACAACAUGUUCACCAGCACCUUCACGCUGACCGCCAUGAGCGUGGAUCGUUACGUAGCCAUCUGCCACCCCAUCCGCGCCCUCGAUGUCCGGACGUCCAGCAAGGCCCAGGCUGUCAAUGUGGCCAUCUGGGCCCUGGCCUCUGUCGUCGGCAUCCCGGUGGCCAUCAUGGGCUCGGCACAGGUUGAGGAUGAAGAGAUUGAGUGUCUGGUGGAGAUCCCCACCCCACAGGACUACUGGGGCCCCCUGUUUGCUGUCUGCGUCUUCCUCUUCUCCUUCCUCAUCCCCGUGCUCAUCAUCUCCGUCUGCUACAGCCUCAUGAUCCGGCGGCUGCGGGGUGUCCGCCUGCUCUCGGGCUCCCGAGAGAAGGACCGGAACCUGCGGCGCAUCACGCGGCUGGUGCUGGUGGUGGUGGCGGUGUUCGUGGGCUGCUGGGCGCCUGUCCAGGUCUUCGUGCUGGUCCAAGGACUGGGCGUGCAGCCGGGCAGUGAGACGGCGGUGGCCGUCCUACGUUUCUGCACGGCCCUCGGCUACGUCAACAGCUGCCUCAACCCCGUCCUCUACGCCUUCCUCGACGAGAACUUCAAGGCCUGCUUCCGCCGGUUCUGCUGCGCGUCCGCACCGCGCCGGGAGGGGCCGGGGUCGGACCGCGUGCGCAGCGCGGCCAGGGGUGCGGCCCUCGCCCGCAAGACCUCAGAGACGGUGCCGAGGCCGGCAUGACUAGGCGUGGACCUGCCCCUGGUGCCCGUCAGCCCGCAGAGCCCGUCUAC
Messenger RNA from Eptesicus fuscus (big brown bat), 1154 nucleotides. It is a transcript of the gene OPRL1, whose product is annotated as opioid related nociceptin receptor 1. The transcript is spliced from 3 exons. The record is from RefSeq and is a predicted model, not a curated record. NCBI's taxonomy places the organism in Eukaryota, Metazoa, Chordata, Mammalia, Chiroptera, Vespertilionidae. Gene Ontology annotation, biological process: sensory perception of pain; neuropeptide signaling pathway. The coding region runs from base 1 to 1104 and encodes 367 amino acids. Gene Ontology annotation, molecular function: neuropeptide binding; nociceptin receptor activity. Gene Ontology annotation, cellular component: neuron projection; membrane.